Molecule: messenger RNA, 1417 nt
Organism: Bursaphelenchus xylophilus (pine wood nematode)
Lineage: Eukaryota; Metazoa; Nematoda; Chromadorea; Rhabditida; Aphelenchoididae
Source: the annotation of a GenBank genome assembly
AUGGGCUUCUUGCCUUAUGUGAAGCGGGAUACGAUCUUCACUAUCCAAGUAAUCGUCGUCUGUAUCACUUGGUAUAGUUGCAGUUCUGGUCAAAAUGUUGUAAAUAAACUCGCCCUUCAAGUAAGCACUCUGCGAAAUUAUAUUGUGAUUGGCGUUUAGAAGUUCCCAUUUCCUCUAACCAUUGCUCUUUCGAGUCUAAUUAACAAUGUAAUCUACAGUAUCCCCUUGAUGGCCUAUUUCCGGAUAGAGCCCAUAAGGCCGAAGAAAUCAUACCUUUUGAAGACGAUAUUGCCCAUAUCCGCCGGCAGAGCGCUUGGAGUUGGGUUUGCAUAUUUUGGGCUACUAAAAGUCCCGGUUUCGUAUGCUCAAACAGGUAAAAUUAUAUUGUACUUUAUGAGUCAUCACUCCUUUAAUGAACCUUAGCACAUUUGGAAUUUCAGUCAAAGCUACCAUGCCAGUCUUCACGGUUGUCAUAUCUCGCUACAUCUUGAGUGAGGUCCAGUCGAAACGAGUAUAUUUAUCAUUACUUCCAAUUAUUUGCGGAGUUUUUGUAGCUUCGGUUACUGAAUUACAAUUUAAUUCCAUGGGUUUAUUCUCCUCUCUCUUUUCUACGGCUGUCUUCGCCUGUUUAAAUGUGUUGGCCAAGAAAGUAAGUGACGUUUUUUGAUUUCGAUCAAAAAUUUAGGUUUUCGAAGAGACAAAUAUGCAUCCCCUCAAUUUACUGUCGCUGAACAGUCAAUUGGCUGGACUAAUGUUGUUCCCAUUCUGGUUUCUCAAGGAUGGAAUGGCUCUAUGGUCAACUUUUACUGAUUCAGAACAUUCGGUAACUAUAAAAGUCAAUUUAAAAACUUGAAAAUUGAUGUACGUUUGCAUUCCACUUGUUUUAGCGAGUUGUAGAGCCGAUCAGCCACUUUGUCGGCUAUCUCCUCAUGUCUGGCGUCCUCUCGUUCAUCCAGAAUCUCUGUGCCUUCCUUUUGAUCCAUCAAUUGACCACCCUUUCUUAUGCAAUUUCAAACGCAGCCAAGAGAAUCGCGGUGAUUAUAAUCUCCCUGAUCUAUCUCAGGAACCCCGUAACUCCCAUGAAUUUCUUGGGAAUGUUACUAUCAGUGAUUGGAGUGUUUAUUUACAACCGUAUAAAGAGUUCGGAACGGAGGAAACGGUCCAAAUCUCCAUUAAUCCCUGAGAAAAUGGAUGAUUACAAUGACACAAAGUUCUUGCGACGACACGAAAGAGUGGUCAAUCUGGGCGGAAUGAGGUCUACUAAUAGUGAUGUCAAGUGAGUUGUGAUUCAUUGUUUCAGUUUGAGAUUUUUGAAAUUUUUGAUUCAAAUGUUUUGAAGUGUUAAAUUAGACCGCAUGGGCUAGAAGAGAAGUUUAUUGUUUCAAAUUAUGCUUUCAGACUCCUAUUGUCUUCGUGA